GGCAACACUGGACAGCGGCACGGAAGUUGUUAUUGUUUACGGGUAGAAGAUUUCGAGUAUUUCUUACAGUGUAGGCUACGCGUCGCUGUCAUCGGCAGCCGUCUAUCAGUUUCUGAAUCAAUCCUAAUUCAGAAAAUGAAAGUAAAAUAGAGCAGCUGUCUUGUUAUUCAGACAAUUUGUAGACUCCUUAAACAACUAGCAUGAAUGAAACCAUUUGUAGACGGUAGGGUAUGGUAGCAGCUAUUCAUCAUGCCAGAAUAUUACUCAAAAUGGAAAGACAAUAUUCGCUUCUACUAUUUUAUCAAGUUCACCCUAAACGUGUACUCUAUGCUCUUUUCGCUCCUGGGCCUGUGCGUGCUCUGCGUGGGGCUGUACGCUGAGGUGGAGCGGCAGAGGCACCGCACGCUGGAGGGCGUGUUUCUGGCCCCGGCCGUGGUGCUCAUCCUGCUGGGCCUGGUGAUGUUUACCGUCUCGCUGGUGGGCAUGGUGGGCUCUCUGAGGGACAACAAGACGCUGCUGCACAUGUUCCUCUGUGUGCUGUGUGCUCUGCUGGCCCUGCAGGCACUGGGUCUCAUCAUAGCUCUCAUUUUCGAAAGGAAGACAGCUGCCUUGUUCCACAAGACCAUUCGAGAGGGCAUAAAACACUACUACGAUGAUCUGGACUUCAAGAACAUCUUGGACUAUGUGCAGCGAAAGUUCUCCUGCUGCGGUGGAGACGAGUAUAAGGACUGGGGCGUCAACCAGUACCACUUCUGCAACGGCACGGGUCCCCUGGCCUGCGGAGUUCCGUACACAUGCUGUGUGUCACAGGUGGGAGAGGUUGUCAACACGCUCUGUGGCUUCCAGACUUUGAAACAGCAGCGGGAGGUUCUGGACGGAGUGAUUCACGUCCGUGGCUGCAUCCACGCGGUCAAUCUCUGGAUGGGGGACAACGUUGGCGCUACCAUUGGGCUCUGCUGCGCAGUUGGCCUGCCACAGAUGCUGGGUAUCGUCCUCACUUGUGUCUUCUGGGACAUUCUGGUGGAGUUGAGCGAGUCCGAGGACAUGGUGGACUUCAAGAUCCUGAAGCGGGCCGGCUACAAGUACAACGAGCUAGACCUGGGCGGCGCUGGCUGGUGCAUGUGCCUGCCCCGCGAUGGCGGCUACCUGCCCGUGCCUGACUCGGAACCAGACACCUGGGCUCCUGACCUCACCUUCGCUGACCUCGACCAACUCCAAGUCCAGGACCCUCUGACGUACUCCAUACCUGCACCACAACAGUCGGGAUCACUGAUUGGCAUUGAUGAAGUAGACAAUCGUGCAUGAAGGAAAUUUUCAAAAGAAGGGAUACAUUGUAGAUAUUCGGGAUUGUGAAAUGGCUUUUUUUUGUUUUCAAAUCUAUUUAGGUUUCAAAUCUAUUUAGGUUAUUUUGUCCUGACCUUUAGGGGGUUGCCAUGUUACACUGUGUGGUGAUGGAAUUGGCAAUCCAGACAGUUCUGCUCAUCUUUAGACACUGCAGUUUUAGAUUGGUCAUUUUUUUUAUCUGCAUUUGUGCUGUUACUGUUUUUAUUUGGGAUAUAAAUGUCAGUAUAUCGUAUUGUUGAUCAGGACUGCUCAAUAGUUCAUGAGGGUUUUUCAUAAUUUUGUAUUGUUUAGGAUUUUAGCAGUUUUAUGAGAAAAUUCAAGACAAAGCCUUCUUUGCCGUGACAAGAAUUAGUAUUGUAGCAGUUUGAUUUAAAAAAAAAAAAAAAAAAGAAGAAAAAUAGAGAAUUGAGGGUAUUUUUUCUCAGGGUCUUUUUACUUGUUUGUUUUUUUCAGUGUACAACACUAGGUGCCAGUUUCUAGUACAUGGAUGAAGCCUAGUCCUAGACUAAAAGAAAACUUGAGUGAAAAUCUCUAAAAGAAAAAAAAGCACUUUGUCUAUGACUGGGCUUAAGUCACCUACAGGAAACUACAGGAAAUGGCUAUCAGGUGGCACGUCUGCACUGACAAUGGCAUGCUGUAUUCUGCUGACUGCUUUUAUGAAGGUAUGACGAUAAAAAAUGCAGAAGUCUUACAGAUUUAAAAUACUGGUAUUCAGAAGCAUUUUAGAUACUAAAAUUGUAAUUAUUGAUUUUUUGUUUUUGGUGUGAAGUAGCCCUGUUCUAAAUGUAGAGAUCCACAGAAGAUCAUUACAGCCUUUCAGGUUCACUACCGAUCACGCCUUGCCAUGGCCGCAAGUGAAUUGUUUCCUUCCAGUUUCAUGCUAAAAUUACAAUCUUUACCAGUGUGCUGUUGUGCUCCCUCUCUGAAUAUGCAUUGACUGGGAGUAUGUGCUCAUUUUUUAAUCAGUGAGGGGAUACUAUUCUGUUUACAACUGUGUUAGGCUAUCACAACACAGGUUUUAUAACCUCCAUUAUAAAGAAAAUGCUCCCUUUUCUAUUGUAGUUAAAGAAAUCUGUAAACUUGUUCUCAUGGAAUAAAGAAUUACAAGGGCAGAGCUAUUCUCCAUCUGCAUCUUAAGAUCCAUCCCCAUUUUACAGCAUCACAUUACUGCAUCCCAGUCAUCACAUUACUUCCAUCUUCAAUAAACAGAAUCCAGAUGA
This is a messenger RNA of Sardina pilchardus (European sardine), 2564 nucleotides long. RefSeq lists its product as uncharacterized. Gene Ontology annotation, cellular component: plasma membrane. The transcript is spliced from 8 exons. Lineage: Eukaryota; Metazoa; Chordata; Actinopteri; Clupeiformes; Clupeidae. Bases 250 to 1305 code for a protein of 351 amino acids. The record is from RefSeq and is a predicted model, not a curated record.